Carya illinoinensis is the source of this 2006-nucleotide messenger RNA. RefSeq lists its product as uncharacterized. The record is from RefSeq and is a predicted model, not a curated record. Lineage: Eukaryota; Viridiplantae; Streptophyta; Magnoliopsida; Fagales; Juglandaceae. Bases 256 to 1611 code for a protein of 451 amino acids. The transcript is spliced from 4 exons.
CAUUCUAGACUCUUGGACACGGAUUUGGGGCAUAUACCUUUUUCCUCCAAUCUUUUCUCAAACUCGAAGGGUGUGGGGAAUGAGUCUUGCGUGAACGAGAGAGGCCUGGUUUUAUGCCGCCUCCACUCCUCUCGCCUCCCUCCUUAAUCACCUCCACUUUCGCUUCUUCUGCCUCUUCUUCUCUCUUUUCUCCCGCUCUGGCUUUUCUCUUCCCUACCAUUUCCUCCUCACAGUUUCCUUCAAUUUCCCAGAAACAUGCCGACAUUUACUGCUAUAGCUUUGGAUCGGUUACUGGAACCUGGAGCUUCAAGAUCUGUCGACAAGUCUGUUCCUAAUUCAAAGCCUCCUAAUUCAAGACCUAUUCCCAAUUCAAACCUGGAGAGGAGAAAUAGCACGCCUACCACCGAAAGGAGAGUUAAGCGUCCUCAGAUAACGCCAGCACUCUAUGCUACUCCUAAGGCUACCCCGCUUCCUGGUUCGCCCACUUCAUUCACACCUUCCCCAUACAUCAUCAACCACAAACGACGUGGGCCACGUCUUGUGAAGAGCUUUUCCGAGGACGAUGUAUCCUCUCGCCAAAAAACUAAUGAAAAGGUCAAUGGGAAUUUGGCAAAUGUAGAAACAGAUGAUGUCCAUUCGGCAGAUGAUAUUGCUGUCACUUUCACUACUCCUGGUGCCAAUGAGGAGCGUGUCAAUGGUAGCCAUGACUGUGAAGUUGGGAGUCGCAAAAGUGAAUUUGGGUGCAGUAAUGGGGAAUAUGGGAGCAGUAAUGGGGAACGUAAGAGUAUUUCUGUGGAACUUGGAAGCAGUGGUAAAAGUAAUGGUGUGGCCAGGGAAGAUGAUUUGUUGAAGCUUGAAAGAGAUGAAGAGUCUGAUAGUUUCUUUGAUCCACAGGAAUCUCUCAGCAUUACCAGCAACACAGAUGUGGAGGAUAAUUCUGGGGCUGAACGAUGUAUGAAACCUAACACGCCAAUGGCACAGUUUUUUGAUGCUUGGGAAGAAUUAUCCUCUGAGGGUGGGCCGCAGGCUUCUCUUUGCAACGUUGAUGCUGAUUUGCGUGAAAUGAGAUUGAGUCUAUUGAUGGAAAUAGAGAAGCGGAAGCAAGCAGAAGAAGCCCUGAAAUACGUGCAAAGCCAGUGGCAGAGGCUAAGGCAACAGUUAUCUGUUGUGGGACUGACACUCCCUGCCUAUCCCUCUGUUUUAGCAGAGGGCGAGCAGCUGGAUUUUGGUCCUCAAGAAGAGCUGCUUCAACAGGUACAUGUUGCUAGGUUUGUUUCGGAAUCUAUUGGAAAGGGUGUCGCCAGGGCUGAGGCAGAGAUGGAGAUGGAAGCUCUGAUCGAGUCAAAGAACUUUGAGAUUGCUCGAUUACAUGACAGAAUCCAUUUCUAUGAGGUUGUGAAUCGGGAAAUGUAUCAGAGGAACCAAGAUGCUUUAGAGGUGGCACGGCAUGGAAGGCAUAUGAGGAAAAUAAGGCAGAAGUGGGUUUGGGGUUCAAUAGCUGCUGCGAUUACACUUGGCACUGCAGCCUUAGCAUGGUCUUACCUUCCAACAGGAAGAGGGUCGUCUUCGGUACACUUUCAGAAUCCUGAGGGUGAUGAUGUAGCUGAUUAACAGGUGGUUGAUGAAUACAAGGAACCAUGAUACCAUGUCAUCGGGGGGGAAAAAAAAAACAUAAAAUAAAAGGUCACACAAUUCGCCUUGUGGGUACAGUAUCUUGCUUUUAUUACUUGAUUCUCCUGCAUUCAGAGGUUGUAUAGUUCCUCAAAGUUGAUAUACGUUUACGUUCACUACAAAUGUGAUAGAUCAUGAAAUGUACGAGCUGACUAUUAAAAUCAUUAUUUCUAGUACCAGUCGGGGGGAUUUCAUGGGGGGAAUUGGUUAGUUCCCUUUGGUAUAAUUGUGCAUUCAAUAUGCAACUCUGCAAAAUCUGAGGAUAAUUUUGAAGUUUAGAUCACAGAAGAGGGUUUUGAAUCCUUAGUUUGAUUUAUUUCCAUCUGAUUUCGACA